ACUAACUACAUGGUAGUAGGUGUAUAUAAAGACAUCAUGGUCCUCACAGUCGCGACAUCCACCUAAGACGCGGACUGGGCUGUGUGACAACAAGAGGACUACUUUGUGGAGGUAAAGCACCUGGAGCUGUACAACUUGCAAAGCUUGCAUCUGCAGCCUGAAGCCUUUCGUCCGCAGAGCCUAAAAAGUGGACACUCUCCCCGAAGCUCAGGCGCUCUAUCCAUAGACGGUACCGCAAAGCAAAGACAUGGACGUUGAGUCUCUCCAGAGGAGCGGCCGCCGGAGCAGAGGCUGUCUGGACGUUUUCCUCGUCAUGUCCAUCAUUUUUCUGUUUGUGGCGGUGGCAGCCGUGGCUGUCGGCGGAGUGAUGGUGGUGCUCGAGCUGCGGUCCAAACUGGAGUCCGUGCGUCCGCCCUUUGAACACGCAAAGUUUACAGGAGAAACACCGGACCCAGCGUACAAGAUGCAGAACUUUGCCUAUUUGGAAGCUGUCUCAAGCGAUUUGAAGACCUCCACCAUGAAGUGGGCUCCAGUCGCUUAUGGUGCUGGGACAUCUGUAGGAAGCAACUUCUUGUUUGAUGCACAUCAGAAUUCUCUGAAGCCUGAACGGGUGGGGACCUACUUCAUGUACGUUGAGCUCAACCUCACCUGCACCUACAACUGCACCGCUGGCCUCCUCAGCGUGCAGGUAGGCGACAAGCUCACCUGCAAGGUGGAGCUUCCAGCUGUGGCAGAUGCAACACCUGUGACCAGGAAGUGCUGGACUGUGAGCCAGGUAGACAGGCAGAAACUGUUCACUCAGAUGACCGUGCCAAAGGAGGGACUGCAGGACUGGAAACUGGAGCUGAGCAGCUCACGAUUCGGGAUGUACCUCGUGGACUGAUGUGGACACUAUAGUGCCGCCGCUGCCAUCGAGAUGCAGAUGUGCCUGUGACCUGUGGGUCAUCGCUGAAAAACAGCACCAGUUUGUGUUGUCUUGGGUGAAGACGGGCUGGCGCUGCUGCCUUUCUCAAAGCUCUGAGGUUUAUCGCAAACUCAAGAUGUAAGACGAUGACGUUCAGCAGGGUUUUAAGGUGGAAUCUCAGAAGAGGUUGCAUUUAUGACAGUGCAACAGCAUAUGGAGACUAGACACUCACCUCAUUCUGUAUAUUUAUGUUUAUAUGUUGCUGUGUAUGUGAUAUAUUUAUUUAGCGAUGCAGAACUAUUUAUAUACCUAUAUUUAUAAUGUUGUUGCUGUUUUUUAUAGAUGUUUAUUUUGAUGUAGAAAUCACUACAUUAGUGUUGAUGUGCAAUAUACUGCAAGUUUUAUUCAGCCUACAUUGGGUUAAAUGUGAUUUUAUGGCUCUGUUUUCAUUUUAUAAAUGGAUGGGCUGACAUAAAUGUGUGAUUCAUACAAUUUUGCUCAGAAACCCAGAUGAGCUAUGCAGGAAUUUUGUUUAGACCUACUGUAGCUAACUUAAUCUCUUGCAGCAAAUUAGUGAGUUCAAAUGAGUGAUGAGUAACACUCUACAAUUAAAAUCACUUUUACAGAAACAAUGUUCCCUAACAAAAUGCCUCUGUAAUGAAAACAUGACCAGAAUUACUAAAACUUCAAUAUAUGGACUCAUGAAUUGAGAAAUGUUUUGUGUUUUAAAAAUCUGUAAGUGCUGUGGACAAACGACACUUCCUUGAAUGUAUUUUAUUUGUGAUCCAUAUUAGACAUGGAAACGGUGACGUAGCCAAUACCGGGAACUGGAUGUACAUCACUUCCUGUUUAUUUACCAUACAGCGUGGUUUAGAAAAAAAUACUGUGGUCCAGCAAAACAACACAAAUACACCUCCCGUGUUACAUAACACGAGGUGCAGAUGUCAAAUGAAAAAAAAAACAACUCCUUUUAUGAUAUACGAGUUAUGGUUUUCAUUUUGUCGGCACAAGCACGAAGCAGA
Chelmon rostratus (copperband butterflyfish) is the source of this 1926-nucleotide messenger RNA. RefSeq lists its product as uncharacterized. The transcript has 3 exons. The record is from RefSeq and is a predicted model, not a curated record. The coding region runs from base 248 to 883 and encodes 211 amino acids. Lineage: Eukaryota; Metazoa; Chordata; Actinopteri; Chaetodontiformes; Chaetodontidae. Gene Ontology annotation, molecular function: protein binding.